Rattus rattus (black rat) is the source of this 1478-nucleotide messenger RNA. It is a transcript of the gene Fcmr, whose product is annotated as Fc fragment of IgM receptor. NCBI's taxonomy places the organism in Eukaryota, Metazoa, Chordata, Mammalia, Rodentia, Muridae. The transcript has 8 exons. The record is from RefSeq and is a predicted model, not a curated record. Gene Ontology annotation, cellular component: plasma membrane. Gene Ontology annotation, molecular function: transmembrane signaling receptor activity. The coding region runs from base 38 to 1342 and encodes 434 amino acids.
GAUCGGUGUGCGUCAGCCUCACUCCAGGGGCUCUUGGAUGGGACCUGGCCUCCAAGGAACCAUGAACCUUUGGCUUUGGUUACUCUACUUCCUGCCAGUGUCUGGGACCCUGAAGGUCCUCCCAGAAGUACGGCUGGAAGUAGAGUUGGGUGGGUCCGUUUUCAUCGAGUGCCCACUCCCUCAAACACACGUGAGGAUGUAUCUGUGCCGGCAGAUGACCAACCCUGCAAUAUGCGCCACUGUGGUGUCCAACAUCUUUGUCAAGAAGGAAUAUAAAAGGCGGGUCACCCUGAAGCCAUUCUUGGAUAAGAAGCUGUUCCAAGUGGAGAUGACACAGCUGACUAAAGAUGACGAAGGAAUCUAUGCCUGUGGUGUGGGCACAAACACAGACCUCGGCAAGACCCAGAAAGUCACCCUGAACGUCCGUAAUGAAUUCCCAGAAUAUCCAGAGCCAUUCUGGGACGAUGAACCGACAUCUGAGCCAUUGCCAAGAUGGUGGUUGCACAGAUAUCCGGAGGAGCUUCCCUGGCUCGAAAUGGGUGAACAUGCCAGCCCUUCUGGAUUCAUAGACAAAGUUACCACACUAUCUCCAAAGACUAAGGCCCCUCCAGUUCACCAGCCCUCCACCAACACUUCAGUAACCCGCCAUCCCAGAGUUUACGGAGCAUCUUCUGAAACACCUACCAAGCCCUCAGUGCUCCUGCCAGCUACCGCAGCCUUCAAAACCUCUGCUCGGCAAGCAUCCAGGCUCCUCGAGGCCAGCUACAGCCACCACACCAGACUUCAUGGGGAAAGGACACCCCACUACGGUUCACAGUAUGGGAGAGAAGACCGAGGGCUUCACAUCUCCAUCCCAGAAUUUCACAUCCUGAUUCCGACCUUCCUGGGCUUCCUCUUGCUGGUUCUUUUGGGACUGGUGGUAAAACGAGCCAUUCAAAGGAGGAGAGCCUUCUCCAGGCGCGUAGGCCGAAUGACGAGGAGAAUGCGAGGCCGGGGGCCUUCCCGCCAGAUCCCUACACAGCGCCGGGAUGCCCCGCAGAGGCCGCGCUCGCAGAACAACGUCUACAGCGCCUGCCCGCGGCGCGCACGGGAACCCGACAACGUGGGUUCAGCAGAGGCUCUGCUCCUCAACGCCCCAGCCUCGGCGCCCCCAACCCUGCCACUGGUACUUGAAACUUCUUGGCCCCACACCCCGUCUCUGAAGAUGAGCUGUGAAUACGUGAGCUUGGGCCACCAGCCUGCUGUCAACGUGGAAGACCAGGAUUCAAACGAUUACAUCAAUAUUCCUGGCCUACCUCAUCUCCCCAGCAAGCCCCCAGGGCCCAGACCUUCAGGCCAAUGAAUCCUAUCUGUUUGCUGAUGCCUAGCACUUUUUCCUUACAGGAUCCCUGUCACCUCGUAUGUCCUAUCCCCUAACUCAACUCUUGCCUGACUGAAUGCCUUGAGAAUAGUCCAUUACAAGCUAAUUUCUCACCCCA